CGGUACUGUCUGAACGUGAAGCAGCCAGAGAGGUGAUUGGGCCAGUCUUGCGGAAGCGCGACAUGCUCUCAGGACGAAUGAGGAAAGGCUCGGGAAUGGAGCUGCAAGCGAGUAGAGAUGAUGUAGCUUCCUUUUCAUCUCGCGGACAUGGUGCUUCCGUGUCCAUCCUUGACCUGGAGAGGUAUCCACCUGCGAAGAGUGUUCGGCUGAUUGCUCAAAAGACCACAGCGCAGUUGCUUGUGGAGAGCAAAAUCAAUUUCCAACGCUUCGUCGCUGGGGAGAGCCUCGUGACCAUUGCGAGACGGAAAACCAAGAAAAAAAGACGAGGAAAAGUUGCAGCUUUGCUUGCUGCCGCAGAGAAACCAUGCUCGUGUUCAGUUUCAGGAUAUGGAAGCAAGAUUGAAGGCAGCAGUAGUACUAGCACAGGAGUAAUCAAUGCCAGUGGACGAGAUGGAGCUCCGACAUCUACACCUCCCACGGGUGCAGGCCUAACUUCGGUUGCCGCCUUCUUUCGGGCGAAACCGGGCAAGCCGCUUGUUGAUGCGUCGUCUAUGGAUGUAAACAAGAUGGGAAGUGGCAAUUCCUUGGACGAGAAGGCGGAGAUGAAAAACGCUAGCGAGGAGCUCAUCCCAGUCGAAAGUACCAACAAAAACGUGACAAGCUGUACUGCAGAACAAACCGAGGUCCAUAAUAUGGAAAACACUGCACUUGCUCCAACGCCAACUAGGAUAGGCAAGACACAAGAUGGAGGAGUAAGAAUAACAAAUCAGACACACGGAGAACAAACUUGUUCUACGACAAGGGAAAGCGGCGACAAGCAGUCUCCUGGCGAGCCGGGUGUCAGGGAGAACCUAGGGCGUGCCAGUAGUUCAAGUUCUAAUAGUGCUUCUAGUACUGUGGGUUCAGGAACUUCAACUUCAAGGAAGAAAGGCUUUCGAUCAAGAGACCACUCUAGUACUAAUACUGGUACGACGAGUAUUGAUACGCAUGUUGGAGGGCCGUUUGUUUGUGAUGCAGAUACAGUGCCAGCUCGUGAUAAGUCGGGUCGUGAGAACCACGCAGCUUUGCAACCAGUGGCGUCAAACACAAAGCUUAGUACCGCUCACCUUACGAGCACUACCCCUUCAACCCUCGGAGCAGCCUUUCUUAGAGGUAACCAAGAUCCGAGCGCGUCCUCGACCAUGUACGGCGCUGGUACUUACAAUUCGACGAGCACUGGAGUUUCACCAUUAUUUCCAAUCUCAAGCGGUACGCUCGGGGCAUCUACUCUGUGGCCAUUUGGUGGAACUCUGAGUACGUCGCCUGGCCUGCAGCACAAUUCUUUGUUCGCAGAUUCGCAACUACUAGGACAGCAGCACAUUGGAGCAGGUUCUUGGCCAAGCGCUGUCCUUGGUUCUGCUUGCAAUUCAUGUACUCCACCCUUGUUUGAUAUUUCUGCUACCGCUUUUGGUUGUGCGCUAGAAAUGACCUCUGCUAAUACUUCUGCCCCUGCUGCCACUGCUACUACUGCAGCUGCCACCUCAACUACCGCUGGGCAACAUCAAGCUGGAUCCUCGUACCUGCUUACUAUGCCAACUGCAGAGCAUGAGCAUGCUACUUCUGUACAACAUCAAGGGCUCUUCCCUAUCCAAUCUUCGAUGCCACCUUCAAUAGACACAUCUAGUACUUCACAACAAACUCUCUUUCCCAAUCUGAUGUUGAAUCCGAGUGCUGGCUCUUUUACAACCACUGCCACUGUUGUAGAGCAGAACAAGCCUCUUGUGACUAGUACAACCAGCACUGUUCAUCUUGUGCUGGACGACAAUGCUCAACAGUCUGAGACUCAUAUCUUCUCCUCGCCCGAGGGUGCUACCGAGGAGACGUCAACAAGCACCUCUCCUAGCACAGCAGCUGUAAUUAGGAAGUUUCUCUGCACUUUUAUCGUUGGCAUCGGGGCAAAGCCUCCAUUUAAGGGCUUCGAUAUUGCAUUCUUCACUACCAGGUGACGCGUUGUUCAGUAGGAACAAAGGGGUCGAGGAUGAUCUGAGGAAUGCAAUAUCGUAGCCUCUAAUCCAUUCAAUUGCGUUGAGCGCCUGUUGGAGACCGGAGCGAUGAGCCGCAUUUGCAACCAACUUCCCUAUGUGAAAAUAAGGCUGCGGGGCACUAAUGCAAGCGAAAACGCGUGGAUUACAGAUCCGCAAACCGGUACGCUGGUCCCCGAAGAUCCAGUGCAGAUAAACGUGUCUGUGUUGCAUUCAGAAGAAGGUGCCACUAUGUUGCAUACGCUCCACUUCAUUCCAAUCGAUCGAGGAAAGUGUCUCUAUUUUGUUCACCUAUAUUGCGUUCCCUUUUCGUCGUGACUUGUUUAGUCGCGAGAAUGGCUUUUUUUGGAAUGGCUUUUUUUGUUGCAGUCUUCACCUUCAAGCAUUUUCAGAACUACUUCCAUCUUCUUCUCUCAGCUUAUCUGCGGGUGAAGACACGCUUGUCGCUCAUGCUUUACGAACUUUACGACGAGUUUUACAAGUUCAGCGGCACGCGCGUUUCGUUGCGACUCCAAGAAAAUCCGAGGAACCCAGUUUGUGCAGUGAAUAGCGCUGUCAAGUGUCAGUAGUUGGAACUGCAAUGUUGCUGUCAAGCGUCAGUAGAACUAGCAGUCUACCAAUGGCGCUGUCAAGUGCCAGUACGUUUUUGCGUGGAUGGUGCGGCUUCCAAGAAUAGCAAGAGACUCAUUCAUACAGUGAUUCCAUGGCACCACAAGUGGAGUAAAUCUCUCCCAUGUAAUGCAUGAUCAAUUUGUGAUUCAACUGUUUCGUUGAGAAUAUCAUCCACAUGAACAUUGUCACAUGUAAAAAACUUCCUUGAGCGAGAAUCUGGAUGGCAAUCUCAGAGAAUAUAGGUACUCGUGGAGAUUGUAUCAAUAAUUUUGCACGAUCAGUGUGAAUCACAAAAAGCAUUGCAACAUGACCUUGUUAGCCACUGCUUGUGUCCGGG
This is a messenger RNA of Amoebophrya sp. A25, 2970 nucleotides long. The record is from the annotation of a GenBank genome assembly. NCBI's taxonomy places the organism in Eukaryota, Dinophyceae, Syndiniales, Amoebophryaceae.